Molecule: messenger RNA, 1098 nt
Organism: Alternaria atra
Lineage: Eukaryota; Fungi; Ascomycota; Dothideomycetes; Pleosporales; Pleosporaceae
Exons: 3
Coding region: 1-1098 (365 amino acids)
Source: RefSeq, a predicted model, not a curated record
AUGAUCAUAUUCUGUACUGCAUUUGUUGCUUUGCGCUACUACUCUCGCUAUCUCACGAGCACUGCUUUAAACACCGAAGACGUUCUUAUUCCCUUUGCCUGGCUGGCUGAGAUGGGUUUGUGCAUCGUUAGUAUUGUCAUGGUUGAGAAAGCUAGCACCGGACGACACAUGGCGUAUAUUCUAUCAACAGAUCCAGCGAAGAUACCCGAACACUUCAAGGGUAUCAUGAUUCAGGAAGUCCUACAUCCAGCAGCUGUUGCCUUCCCGAAACUUGCAGUGGUGCUACUCUACUUACACAUCCUUACCAACAAGUAUGAGCGUCUCACUGCUAAGGCGUUGAUAUUUCUUAUCUUCGCCACAUGGCUCUCUUUCACAGUGGCCGCUAUGUUUCAAUGCAUGCCGUUUGCUUUCAACUGGGACAAGAGCAUUCCAAAUGGACGGUGUUUCGACGUUCAGGUCUUCGCGAACAGCUCGAGCGUACCAAAUAUUGUUACUGACCUGGCUGUCCUAAUACUGCCUCUUAGAACCGUGUGGUGUUUGAAGAUAAGUAUUGGUAGAAGAGUUGGGUUGCUAUUCAUAUUCCUUACCGGCAGUGUCGGUAUAGUCGCCUCUAUAAUCCGCACGGUCGUGUUUUCCCAGACCCUUGCAGAAGCCGGACCUCUUACAGAUGUAACAUGGAACCAUGUCUCACUCAUAAACUGGACGAUGAUGGAGCCUGGGAUGUAUCUUCUAAGCGCAUGUGCUCUCUCCUUCAAACCUCUUCUCCGUUCAUUCGCCAAAGCUCUACAUCUUCAGGGCUUCGUUACACAUACAAGGUCUACCGUUGGUGGGACAAAGAGUCAUGUCAAAAAGACAUUCACAUCGACUCAGACGCAGCCUGAGGUCUUCGAGUUGGGGCACAUCAGGAACGUCUCCGAAUUUGGCAAGUUUCACCGAUUGAGUGAAGGAGUGGAGAGUAACAGUACGGAGGAGUAUGCCGAAAGAAGGCUUGAAGUAACUGUAACGACAACCAUCGAACUGGAUUCGGAAGGUAGAGUCGAUGACGAUCGUUGGGACCACCGUGAAUUGACAAGCGACCACUUUGGGCGGGCGGUUUGA